This is a messenger RNA of Onychostoma macrolepis, 2538 nucleotides long. RefSeq names its product transport and golgi organization 2 homolog (Drosophila) (gene tango2). The transcript has 9 exons. The record is from RefSeq and is a predicted model, not a curated record. The coding region runs from base 216 to 1040 and encodes 274 amino acids. NCBI's taxonomy places the organism in Eukaryota, Metazoa, Chordata, Actinopteri, Cypriniformes, Cyprinidae. Gene Ontology annotation, cellular component: Golgi apparatus. Gene Ontology annotation, biological process: protein secretion; Golgi organization.
UUUCAGCCAAUCAGCGCCGGACCUUCUCUGCACACGUCAAUGCGAGGUUGGUUUAGCCCUUUGUACAGUGUAUUAGCCUGUGCUCUAAGUUGCCUCUUAAAGUAGCGGCACAAUGAAUUGUGAUCAUUGACAACACAUGGAUCCCACUUUGCACGUCCCAGCUCUGACCUCUGACCUCACUGUGAUUGAAAACUCCUGCCAUCAGUAACCUCCUCAUGUGCAUCAUCUUCUUGAAGUUUGACCCUCGGCCUGCAUCCAAAAAUGCCUACAGGCUUAUUCUGGCUGCUAACAGAGAUGAGGUCUACAGCAGACCGUCCAAAGCUGCAGACUUCUGGGGCAGCAACAACGAGAUCCUCAGCGGUCUGGACCUGGAAGAGGGGAAGGAAGGCGGAUCCUGGCUGGGAAUUAGCAAACGAGGGAAACUGGCGGCACUGACCAAUUACCUGGAAGCACGGCAAAAUCCAGACGCUCAGGGGAGAGGUUUCCUGGUGUCCAACUAUUUGACAGAUAACUUGGACAGUUUCGCGUACCUCCGUAAAGUGUCUUCAGAAGCUCAUUUAUAUAAUGGCUUCAAUCUCCUUACUGCUGACUUCAGGGCCAAUGAAGACACAUUGUGUUACUAUGGAAACAAGGGCAGUUCAGAGCCCAUUCAUCUCAAAGCAGCAGGAAUCUAUGGGUUGAGUAACUCUCUUUUGGAAACUCCAUGGAGAAAACUGCAGCACGGCAAACAGCUGUUUACCAGUGUAGUGAACAAAACACUGCCCCCUGAUGGCUUAGUGCAAGAACUGCUCCAUAUCCUCAAUAACAAGGAGCUAAACACCCCCGACCCCGCGCAGGAGAGUCAAGGUGUGGGCUUCAGUAAGGCCAUACUCCAAGCCCUGUCUGGAGUGUGUGUGCGCUCACCAGGAUACGGCACAAGGACCAAUACAGUCAUCCUCAUCGACCGAGAGGGAAACGUGAGCUUUACGGAGCGUACCAUGAUAAACUGUGACAUCACCCAGUGGAGCACAAAUAGCUUCCACUUCAAACUGCAAGAAUGAGAGCCAGAUGCCAGGCCAAGGGUAGAAGACUUUCACGCUGUGCCUUUAUCCAGCCACUGUCUGCUCGAGCCAUGCAGCACCACUGUUUCUACCAAUAUGAAUAUCAAGACUUAGUUCGGACUUUCCAGUUGAAAUAGGAAAGCGGUUGAUUUUUGCUACUGCUCUGUUCUGAGAGGAAGCUUGUUUGCACGUUCUUGUUUUCUUGGUAAUUCUUCUUUCUCAUAACCAAUGGCUCAUGACAAGGCUCACAUUGAAUCUGUGGCUACAAACACCAGAUUUCCAUAGUUUCUUGUAUUGAAAUCCAUCCACAGAAUUCUUUCAGAUCAGUUCAGAAAGGUGAGCGGAUUCCAUCUGAAUCUACUCAUGAGGUGUUAUUUUUGAGUGCAUGUCAUUCAAUCUGAUAAGUAAGAAGAAUGUAAAAUCCCAUAUCAUCUACUGAAUCCCAUUUUAUCACAAACUGUCAUUGGCAUGAAAUGCUGUUGGACAGUCGUUUCAGGUGCAAGAUGUCUACUGCCAAAGAAUAUUUGUGUCAGUCACAAUCAUUAUGAGAACACAAGAAAAUAAAACAUGUUCAUAAUCUUGCACAAUGUAAACUUUACUUGCUAUUCAGUGCAUUUGUUAUCCACUGUAAUGCCUUUCACUCAGGAAUAUGCUGAGAGCUACUGCCAAAACAAUGAAGGAGAAAGUUUUCUUCUUUCUUUUUAACAUUAAACAGCUUCUUAAAUUGAAAGGACUUUUUUUUUUUUUGUCAUAUUAAAUGAAACCAUUUUGAUUUCACUUUGAAAGUGUUCAGAGUCUGCAGUUUGUAUGGUUUGAUAUUUCCAUUGCUGCUUUUUUAAUGUUAUCUGAAUUCUAAUAGCAAUGCAUCUAUGCAUUUUGUCAGCCGCCAGUUAUCCGAUACCGACUUGUCAUUUGAUGUCAGGUCUUUAGUUGUGCCUGAAAUGUAGAAUUUGGCUUUUAAAUGACAGUUUUCCACAUACCUUCCCAUAUGUACAGUAGCCUACUUGGUUCUUACAGUAUAAAGUGUGUGUGUGUGCAUGAUUAUGUGGUUUAUUAGGACACAAAUUUGUAUAAUGACGGGUAUGACAUAAGUAUAACAACAUGAAGGUGAUUUAUGAGGACACUUCGGUGUCAAAUCAAAUUAGGCUUACAAAUCAUACAGAAUGAGUUUUAUUUUGAAAAUCUAAAACUGCACAAAGUUUCCUGUGAGGGGUAGGAAUAGGUGUAGAAAAUACUGUUUGUAUUGUACAGUAUAAAAACCAUUACGUCUAUGGAGAGUCCCCGUAAACCAUAAAAACCAACGUGUUUGUGUGUGUUUCUUGGACAGUGAAGGACGUACACAUUUUAGCGGACCCAGUUAGCUUUUACAAGCUGACAGCAACAUUUUACUCCAAAGGUAACGGAAAUCAAAAGUGCGAGCUCAGGCAUUCUGUUGAGUGCAGUGACCUGUGUUCUCUUGUCUACAUGUGCGUCAAGAAUAAAGCAUUUACAAUGCUCA